This is a messenger RNA of Grosmannia clavigera kw1407, 2601 nucleotides long. Its product is annotated as glycosyl transferase. The record is from RefSeq and is a predicted model, not a curated record. Gene Ontology annotation, molecular function: cellulase activity. NCBI's taxonomy places the organism in Eukaryota, Fungi, Ascomycota, Sordariomycetes, Ophiostomatales, Ophiostomataceae. The transcript has 7 exons. Bases 1 to 2601 code for a protein of 866 amino acids. Gene Ontology annotation, biological process: polysaccharide catabolic process.
AUGGCGCAUCCUGUUGCUUUCCUCGCUCUCUGCUGGGCUCUCUUUGCUGCCAUGACUUCCGCCUACGAUGCCACAAUAUACAGCGCAAACGCUUGGAACGCCGAGGCUGGCGGUUUCCAGUGCAUGUCGAUCACAAACUCUCCCCCGUCGUUCGAUGCGCGGUGGAGCUGGCCGAAAAACGUCACCAGUUCCGUGCACUCGUUCCCCUACGUCUCCUUCAUCGGAAACGAGCUACCGGCUGUCCUUUCCAACAUUUCUGCGCUGCAGCUCGCCACUCAGUGGGGCAUGGCCCCAGGAUCGUCAGCCACCAGUUCCGUCGGCCAUCACCUAGACACCUCAGGGCUCGCCACUCAAGCCACAAAAGCCAAUGUCGCCUUUGACAUGUUCCUCCAUCCCAAUGCAUCCAAGGCUAAUGAUGCCACCACCGCAUCCGUUGAGAUCAUGAUCUGGCUGGCCAGUGUUGGUGGUGCCAAAGCCCUUGGAUACGCGACAAAUCGAACCUGCUAUACCCAGAAAAUGGGUUCUGUUGACUAUCUGCCCGUUCCCCUAAGUCUCUGGCUCACGUCUACCAGUAUCCUAUACUCCGGUGUCAACCAACGUGGCCUCAGCGUUUACACUUGGGUGCCCGAGAAAAACGAGACCAGCUUUGACCAAGACAUCUCGCCGCUGCUGCAGUAUUUGUGGCGCAACCAGUUCAUCUCGUCCAAUCUCACCCUCGGCCUAGUGCAGUUUGGCUCCGAGGCAUAUUCUUCGCAGGGGAAUGUGACCUUUUCCGCCUCGGGCUUCGCCAUGGAUCUGGAGCAUGGCGCCGCUCCGACGCUCAUUCCCGGUACUCUGCGUUCCGACGAGACUGUGAACAACGAGAAGGCUGUGGACCCGUUUGACGACGAUGUAGCAUCUGCCUCGUCGCUGCCAGGCAUCCCGGCAGCCGGGCCAGAAGGCACAGCCACGGGCAGAGACGCCGAGAAGGCGGCAGACACCGGCGACACCGGCGACAGCACUGGCAAUGCCAGCCCCAAGCGCGGCUAUCUGUACAGCGCUGCCGCGUGGACGCGCGAGACGUACUGCCCGCGGGUCGAGGCUGCCCUGGUGCUGCCGACCUGUCCGACCGAUGCGGAGAAGCUGAGCUAUGUGCACACGAACCGACUUCCACUGUACAUCUUUGGCAUCUUCUCCUUUUUCUCGCUAGCCACCGGCAUGUGGCUGUUUGCCCUCUGCGACGUCAUCUUCGUGUGGUACGCCCCCUUUGUGGCCUUUGUUAACAUUUAUCUGCUCAUCUCCUACCUGGUCGGCAUCGUCGGCAAGGACUGGGACUACCAACGCCACCUCGACCUAGCUGUCGCCCACCCUAUCACCGACGAGACCGCGCCUACGGUCGACAUCUACCUGCCCGUCUGUAUGGAGCCGGUCGGGAUCCUGGCCAACACGUGGGCUUACGUCGUCCGCCUCGACUGGCCUGUCGACAAGCUGCGCAUCCACGUGCUCGAUGACGGUGCCCAGCAGGACGUCCAGGACCUUGCCGCCCGCUUCGGCUUCGAGUAUAUUGUCCGCGACGACCGCCCGCGUCUUCGCAAGGCCGGCAAUCUCCGCUGGGCCUUUUCCCGCACCGAGGGCGACUACUUUGUCAUCUUUGACGCUGACUUCUGCCCCCGCCCCGAUCUUAUUCGCGAGCUCGCCGUCGAGCACCUCGCCGACCACACCGUCGCUAUCGUCCAGUCUCCCCAGUUCUUCCGCGUCGUGCCUGAACAGACCUGGGUCGAGCAGGGUGCCGGCGCUACCCAGGAGCUCUUUUACCGUGUCGUCCAGGUUAAUCGCAACCGCUGGGGUGCCUCUAUCUGCGUCGGCAGCAAUGCCAUGUACCGCCGAGCUGCCCUAGAAGAGGUCGGUGGCACCGCCGACAUUGGCUUCUCCGAGGAUGUGCAUACCGGCUUUGGCUGUGUUGAUCGAGGCUGGAGGGUUAAAUACAUCCCCCUUUGUCUGGCUACAGGCGUCUGUCCCCCUACGCCGCGCUCGUUCUUCUCGCAGCAGAUGCGCUGGGCUCGCGGGUCUACAACGCUGUUAACAAACAAGCACUUUUGGACGUCUAAUCUAACGCUAAUGCAGAAGAUCUGCUAUAUGUGCGGCUUCUUCUAUUACUCUGCUAUAUCAUUAAGCAUCUUUACGUCUCCAAUCCCCGGCAUCUUCGUCUUAGCCUUCCGCGAAUCCUGGUUCAGGUUCUACAACCUGGCCUUUGCCAUCCCAUCCAUCUUGUAUGGAUUAUUCGUGUUCCGGAUAUGGGCCAAGGCCAGCUAUGGCCUGAACGUGCAACACAUCAUGUUGAUCCAAUCAUAUGCCUGCUACCUGACAGCAAUCAAGGACCGUCUGUUUGGUAUCGAACUGCUGUGGGCUGCGUCCGGCGAUGCCAAGGCGCACAAGAGCCACAAAUACCGCAACAUGCGCAUUCUCUGCUGGAUCUGGACACUCCUGACCUUUGGUGGUAUGGUUGGGGUCGUGUCGUGGCGGCUGGCCACUGGUUUCAAGUGGUACAAUCCGAUCCCUCUCAUCGUGCUCAACGUCUACAACACGUAUUUAGCGCACCGCUUUCUGUUCUGCAACUGGUAG